UUUUUUGUUUUUAUUCACAUUUCAGUUUAGUUCUUAAAUAAUCCCCAAAAUAUUACCAGUCAACCUAUAAGUCCCUAAGGAACGAACGAAAUGCAAGUUGCAGCAAAGUUCGUCCUUUUUGAUUCCCCUCGCGAAUUAACUCAACCGUGGUGCCCCAAUUGAACUCAACCUACAACAUAGACCCCGUUGUCCAGUGAGUCGUGUUUGAUCAGCCCUGGGACUGUUCCACAAAGUAGUCCAAAUUGAACACAGAUAGAUUUCUCCACGGGGCAUAGAGACUCAAACAGAGUAAAAAGAAGUUGCUGAAAGGAGUUCAUAUUUGCUCCGGGCUCUAUUUGCUGCGCCAUUGCGACUUCAAGUGCCCUGACAUACCGAAUAGUUUAAUUAUUUUUAGCCCCCAGUUCCCUUUCUAGCUAGUCUACCCAAAUUGCCCCUUUUCAGGACCCAGUGGGCCUUGUAUUGAGCAAGUUUAUACAAAAUAUAGCGACACUAUCGGUCCAAUAGUACUACUAUAAUCUGUUCCCCGUGUGGACACAUUCUGAACCGAAACUGGACGUAAUCCAGCUGUUUGGCACGUCAACAAUCGGCACAUCAACCUGUAUAGUAGCCCAGUACCAACUUUCCUUCACAAUAAUUUGCGAUCUGCCAUUCAGCUCCGCAGCUGGAAAGUGCCCAUCAACAGAGUAGUAGCUCUGUUCUCUGGAGAAUAUUCCAUUUGAGGUCGACCAGUUUAUCCGGGUCUUUGUUUUGAACUCUUUUUGUCUAACAGCGUCUCCUUGACUGCAGGCUGGUUGUUUUUACUGCGCAAUUCCGGGUCCUAUUAUUUUUUAUGAUUAGCAAAUAUAUUUAGCUCAAUUCUUGACUCUGUGAUUAUAGAACUAAGUGUGUUCCACUUCGUCCAGCAGCAAUGAAGGAACUGAAACCAGACUUGAUUCUGGUUGCUUCCCUUGUUAUCUGUUCAUUCACUCUCUUAGCUCUCCCAGUCAGCACUCAGUCCAACUCGACACUCGCUAUCACAAAAGUAGUAAACAAAUGCUCAGUCGAGGGGGGAUGUAGACCAGAGCAGGAGGGUCUAAUCGUACCUCUUUGGAAACCCCUAAAGGUGAAUUUGGUCGAAAAAAUAGCCCGUGGAAUUGUAUAUUUCCUAGUCCUUAGCUACCUCUUCCUCGGAGUCUCAAUCGUUGCAGACAGAUUCAUGUCGGCUAUUGAAAUGAUUACAUCACAGGAACGAGAAAUCACAAUCAGGCGCCCAAAUGGCGAAGAGACUGUAGUCACUGUCCGUAUAUGGAACGAAACAGUUUCAAAUUUAACCUUAAUGGCACUUGGUUCCUCGGCUCCUGAGAUCCUGCUGUCAAUCGUUGAGAUCCUAGCCAAGGACUUCAACGCAGGAGACUUGGGUCCGGGAACUAUAGUGGGAUCAGCGGCCUUCAAUUUAUUCUGCAUUAUUGCUAUCUGCGUUUACGUUAUACCUGAUGACGAGGUUCGAAAAAUAGAACAUUUGCGGGUAUUUGUUGUGACAGCCUCCUGGAGUAUUCUGGCAUACCUCUGGCUAUACUUCAUCAUCUCUGUCUCUUCAGUGGGAAGAGUAGACGUCUGGGAGUCCUUGCUGACCUUUGCGUUCUUCCCUAUUCUAGUAUUCUUGGCUUACAUCACAGACAGGAAGAUUUUCUUCAUGAAAUUUCUUGAGAAGAGAUACAUCGCCAAAUCAGCUUAUAAUAAAAAAGCAGAUCUGGAAAUGCAAUCGGAAAAAUCGCCGAAUUAUUCGAAUCACCACUUAGGGAGUCAUACAACUCUCGACGAUGACUUGGACCCGAACGCCGGCCAGAAGCGAGAAUUCAUGAAAAAACUGCACGAGUUAAGGACCAAGAACCCCGACAUGCCUGAAGAGAAACUGGAACAAUUGGCAGCCUACGAAGUGGUACAGAGCCAGCAUAAAAGCAGAGCCUACUACAGAAUAAUGGCAACCAGAAAGAUGACCGGGGCCGGCAAUGCUAUCAAACGAAACAUAGAGAAGAAGGUGCACGGAUUGGACUCCCACGUCGAGAUUGACCGGAGGGCUCGUGUGUUCUUCGACCCCUCAGAGUACACCGUGAUGGAGAAUGUGGGCUCAUUCGAAGUGGACAUUGUCAGGGUGGGUGAGGACCUGGACUACUACACCAUUGUGGAUUUCGAAACAGUCGACGGAACUGCAAUGAAGGGUGCAGACUUCCACUUCGCCCAGGGGUCACUGAGGUUCGCCCCGGGGGAGAAAGUGGCCACAGUCACUCUGCACAUAGUAGAUGAUGAUGAGUUCGAGGAGGACGAACACUUCAAACUCAAGAUAUUCAACAUCCGAAACACCAAAAACCCAACUCAGAAGGUGGAGUCCGACAGUUCCAUCGGGUGCAUCUUGGGGGAGGAGGGGGAUGGAGCGGCGGAGCUGGAGUGCCUGGUCACCAUUCUGGAUGAUGACCACUGUGGCGUGUUCGCAUUCGAGCACGAGGAUUUCACUGUCAGCGAGAACUGCGGCGAGGCAAAAAUCAAAGUCUGCAGGAGCUCAGGAGCAAGGGGUAAUGUGCACGUGCCUUACAUGACUAUCAGUGGCACCUCCAAGGGAGGGGGAGUGGACUACCUAGACUCAUUUGGAGACCUGGAGUUCAAGAAUGACGAGACUUUCAAAUACAUCAGUGUGAAGAUCAUAGACGACGAGGACUAUGAGAAGCAUGAACACUUCUUCCUCGAAAUUGGACACCCCAAAAAAGUGGCUGCAGUGGACAGCAGUGGCAGGGCCAUCUACGAUGAAGACUUCUCACUGGACGAGGAGAAAAUGAGCGACAACCAAGUGAUCGCACUGGCGGGCAGACCCAAGCUGGGCAUAGUGUCCAAGUGCCAGAUCAAUAUAGUCGAGAGCCAGGAGUUCAAAGGAGCAGUGGACCGACUGGUGAACAACACCAAUAUGGGGGGACUCCUGGGGACCCAUUCUUGGAAAGAGCAGUUCAAAGACGCACUCACUGUCUCGGCUGGGGACGAUGACGAUGAUGAUGGUGGCGAUGGCGGUGAAGGAGAGGAUGGUGAAGAAGGUGGUGGAAAACAACCCGGCUGCUUCGACUACGCCAUGCACUUCCUAACUGUGCCAUGGAAACUCCUGUUUGCCUUCAUUCCCCCCACCGAUUUGAUGGGUGGGUGGGCUUGUUUCGUAUUCAGCAUUGUGGGUAUCGGGCUACUCACUGCCCUGAUUGGAGAUUUAGCCAGCCAUUUUGGAUGCACUGUCGGUCUUAAAGAUACUGUGACGGCUAUAUCAUUCGUGGCACUCGGAACCAGUGUGCCCGACACUUUUGCCUCCAAAACUGCCGCUGUCGGAGAUCAAAAUGCCGACGCGUCAGUCGGCAAUGUCACAGGCUCUAACGCCGUCAACGUGUUCCUGGGAAUCGGCAUUGCGUGGAGUAUGGCCGCCAUAUACCAUGCGGUCAAGGGUACUCCGGGUGGUUUCGCAGUGGAUCCAGGCAACCUAGGGUUCUCAGUCACUACCUUCUGCAUCUUAGCCUUACUGUGUAUUGCCAUUCUGAUGUUCAGGAGAUACUACACGCCAAUCGGAGCUGAGUUGGGAGGACCUCGACUGGCCAAAACGAUCACUAGUGUUGUUCUGGUCGGACUCUGGGUCCUGUACGUCAUUCUUUGUGCUCUUGUGGCCUAUUGCGUAAUCGAGGGGUUCUAAUUUUAUUCAUAACUAAGAAUCAGGUUCAUCAGAGUCCACUCGAAGAAGAAGCAUUAAUUAAACAAUGAAACAAUUUUCAACAGACUGAGUUGAAAUUUGUUUAAGCUGCCAAUUUGACUUAUUUAAUAACAACUUCAUGCAUUUUCACAAUCGCUUUCUACACCACUUAAAUUUUAUUUAUGCUCUUUUAAUUAAAUUUUUCU
Messenger RNA from Symsagittifera roscoffensis, 3897 nucleotides. RefSeq names its product sodium/calcium exchanger 1-like. The coding region runs from base 908 to 3694 and encodes 928 amino acids. Gene Ontology annotation, molecular function: calcium:sodium antiporter activity. The transcript has 7 exons. Gene Ontology annotation, biological process: sodium ion transmembrane transport; cell communication; calcium ion import across plasma membrane. Gene Ontology annotation, cellular component: axon; sarcolemma; postsynapse. Lineage: Eukaryota; Metazoa; Xenacoelomorpha; Acoela; Convolutidae. The record is from RefSeq and is a predicted model, not a curated record.